AUGCCACUACGGCAGCCCGAGGGAUCUGCCACGAGGGAAAACAAGAUCAAUGGGCGUUCCAGACCGAGCACCGGGAACGGAGGCCUGCUGGCAUUGGAGCACCCAGCUGCGCCAACCCCGUUGCAUCUCCUCCCUGUCUCUGCCCUGGUGUUGUUGCGUAGCACGAAAAGAGGGGACCGCCGCCUCUUGAACCCUCCGUGCAGGCAGCUGGCAGAGAAGUAG
This is a messenger RNA of Diaporthe citri, 222 nucleotides long. RefSeq lists its product as uncharacterized. The record is from RefSeq and is a predicted model, not a curated record. The coding region runs from base 1 to 222 and encodes 73 amino acids. The transcript has 2 exons. NCBI's taxonomy places the organism in Eukaryota, Fungi, Ascomycota, Sordariomycetes, Diaporthales, Diaporthaceae.